Messenger RNA from Cryphonectria parasitica EP155, 1347 nucleotides. RefSeq lists its product as uncharacterized. Bases 1 to 1347 code for a protein of 448 amino acids. NCBI's taxonomy places the organism in Eukaryota, Fungi, Ascomycota, Sordariomycetes, Diaporthales, Cryphonectriaceae. Gene Ontology annotation, molecular function: GTP binding. Gene Ontology annotation, cellular component: mitochondrion. The record is from RefSeq and is a predicted model, not a curated record. The transcript is spliced from 2 exons.
AUGUCCCCACGUGGCGUCGCCAACCUGCUGGCCAUGCCGCCAGCCCUACGGCCGAUACUGCUGCAGGCGGCCCUGACCCAACCCUCCUUGCUUCUUGCGCCGACGCUUUGCCUGUCGCAAACCAGAUCAUAUGCGAAGAGGACGGUGCCCUCAAAAAAGAAGAUCGCACCCAAAUCCACCUCCAGAUCAGCUAGUAAGGCUCCUUCGAGUUCAAAGAAGGCUGCCACUACCACACCACGCCCGAAGAAGAAACACCUCCCCUCGUCCCCUCCCCCCACCGAGGAAGUCGAUCCAGAGGAAGGCCCCCCACCCGCACUCUCCUAUCUUCCUACGCCCUCCCCCGUCUCGCCGCCCAGCGUGCUCCUCGCCGACGUACCUCCUCCAGCCGACAUAACCCGCUCGGCGGCCCUCUUCCGCAACCCCAAAUUCCUCUACUCCGCCCCGCGCUUCCUCCACCUUCCGAUCAACACGCGUAUACCAGAGGUCUGCAUUCUCGGGCGAUCUAACGUGGGAAAGUCUACCCUGAUCAAUGCGCUCUCUGGGUACGGCGGCAAAAAGGCCGGGGCGGCGCACGGAAACGCUGCCAACAGGAAGGGAUUAGCCAUCACCAGUGCCAAGGCAGGAUGCACCAAGACGAUGAACGCCUAUGGGUUUGGCCCGCCCGCGAGCGUCAAGCCGCUCACGAGGGAAGAGCAGGAGCAGAAAAAGGAAGGGGGUAGGGCGAGGGCGGAUCGGAGGAAAAAGGGCAGUGGGUCCAUCAAGCCCGAGGGUAUGCCUAAGCAUAGUCUUGUGCUCAUGGACAUGCCCGGGUACGGGAUGAACUCGAGAGCGGACUGGGGAGACGAGAUCCUGAAAUACCUUAACCGCAGGGAGAUCCUGUCCGGUGCUGUGCUGCUGAUCGAUGCGGUCGCCGGUGUGAAAGAGGGAGACAGGAUGGUGCUCGAGGUGUUGAGGGAUGCGGGGCUCAAGACGACUGUCGUGCUAACCAAGGCCGAUAAGCUGGUGACCGAGCCAGAUCCAGAGCUGUGGCGGGAGAGUAUGCAGCUGAGGCAGGCGUGUCUGCACAUCUAUGAAGAGAUGAGACAGGUGGAGAAGAAGGGCGAGAUGCACUGGUUUGAGAGUGAUGGCUGGACCCCUGAGAUCUUUGUCACCGGCGCUGGCGACCCAAAGAUGGGCGGCAUGGGCAUCGACGGUGCGAGAUUAGCGAUAUGUCGCCUUGCUGGGCUCGUUGCGGAGCCGGUGAGGAAGGUCGAGGUACAGCAGCCCGAGAUUGUGCCGUUUGACCAGCUUGUGUUUGCCGCCCCGUCUCUGACGCCCAAAAGGUACACGUCGGCAGGGGGAGGGUAA